Molecule: messenger RNA, 2615 nt
Organism: Diprion similis
Lineage: Eukaryota; Metazoa; Arthropoda; Insecta; Hymenoptera; Diprionidae
Exons: 9
Coding region: 259-2463 (734 amino acids)
Biological process (GO): regulation of transcription by RNA polymerase II
Cellular component (GO): nucleus
Molecular function (GO): RNA polymerase II cis-regulatory region sequence-specific DNA binding; DNA-binding transcription factor activity, RNA polymerase II-specific
Source: RefSeq, a predicted model, not a curated record
UUUAUUUACCAUUUUUCGUGUUCGAUUAUAUUAUUUGCUAUGUUUAUCGCGGAAUUUAUUCAUUCUAAUAUGUAAAUUAAGUAACUUGUUGCAGAAGUUUUUUAGAAAGGUCAAAAAACGGGCAAACGGUUUCUCCCUUCAAAGAAUUUGAUGAACACCGUCGAUAUACUGGCAGUACAGAGUAAGACCUUGCUAACUCGAAACCUGGAUUACUAUUGCUGUGAAAUAUUCAAGGUAGAUUAUUGAGCAGGAAGCAAAAUGCAGAAAAAUGGAAAUAAAUCAUCUACCGAAAACUCUGAAGAAAAUUGUACACAAUUCUCAAAACCACAUGGAGUGCUUAAAAAGAAUAAGAGGCCAAGCAAACGUAAACGCAAAAAGGCUCAGGCGCUUGCUGAAGCGCAACAGUCUUCAACGGAACUUAGUGACACUGAGCCAAGUACAAAAAACGUUUUGUUCCAUGUACGUAAAAAAGAUUCAGAAGACAACAUUACUAAAAAGCAUAAGAAGCCAAAAAAAAGAAAACAGAUAGUUGAGACUGAUGAUAGAACUGUUUUAACAAAAUGUGCGGAUAUUAUUGAAAACAAAUAUCCUAAUCACCAAAGUAGCACUGAAUCAAGUCAAAUUGCAUUGGACAAAGCUACCAUUAAAACAAAAAAUUCCAAAAGGAAGCCUAAAAUUAGUUCUAACAUGACUAUGACAGACUUCUUCUUCCCCAAAGCAAAGAAAUGCUUGAAAGAUGAUGAAAACUCGGAUGAUAUAAAAUAUGAGUCGAAGAGCAAUGGAAAACGUCGUAAAAUUGGGCAUGCAAUACUAUCUGACAAUUCAACAAUUAAUCCAGUGUUGAGCUGUGAUUCUUCUAACAUUUCAGUAAAAAAGUCUAAACUACAUACAGGAGAUUUAAAAACGGAGAUUCUUGCAUCAAAAGAAGAAGUUGCAUCUAAAGUAAAACAUAAAGCUGAAGAAAAGUGUCAUAAUACCCUGUUAACUAUGAUCCACGACAAUGCAAGUAGUUCUGAUUCGGACAAUGAAACUAAAACCAUCAAUGAUGGCCGGGAGAAGCCACCGAGUGAAAAAGGUUCAAGAAAAACCUUUGAAACGAGAGUUGACGGGAUAUUUACGACCAGUGAUGACGAUGAAGAAAUAGAAUCUUCGGACGAGGAAUUUAAAAAAAUCACAAAUAAUAGACAUCGUAAUUUCGACUUAGCAGAAGAAGCUAAAGAUGUCGAAGAAAUGAUUAGUGCCUUGGAAGAGGAAGAGCAACUUCCUAGAGAAACUGUAAGAAAAUUGCGAAGUUUAUGCGUGAAGUUGAACCAUACUGUCCCGCCACAGCACAUGAUUGAAUCAUGUGCUGGAUCUCGAGGUCCUAACAGAAAGCAAAGGGAUGCUAUUGAAAAACUUGGUCCUAUCAAAUAUGGGAAAUUCACUCCUGAAGAAGACGACAUCAUUGUUGCUAACUGGAAAUCGUUUUGCAAAACACAUAAUUGGGAUUCAAGAAAUGUAAAGCCUUUCAUGUACAUGAGGCAUCAUCAAAUUGGUACGGUAGCAAAAUUUGAAGAAAGACAGAAAUUCGUCCAGUAUUUAGCAGCUGGAUUACCAUGGAGAACAUUGUAUAGUGUUUACUGGAGAUUCCGAAAUUUAUAUCAGCCACACAUUCAAUCUAGGUACACUGACAAAGAAGACAAGCUAAUAAUAGCUCAUAUGGAAAACGAUUUGGCUAUUAACGCUAAAAAUAUUCGGAAAUUUUCUGAACUGGGUAAAAUUUUGAAUAGAACAAGAGCUUCUGUUUGGCGGCGAUACAGAUUGCUGAAAAAAAAGAAGAAACCUAAAAGUAUAGAGUGGGAUUCUUAUUUAGUGAAAAAGUUUAUACGAAAUUUAAUGCUGAUUACAUUGAGUGAUGAUAUCCGUCAGUUAAAAGAUCUAUGCAUACCACUUGUUGUAUGGAAAAAGCUAUCAAAGAAGUUGAAAAUAAAUGAGAAAAAUUUGAAGUAUUUCUGGCUUGUGAAGUUGCAUAUGCAAUUAUUUUGCAAAGAGCGAGUUUACCUAAAUGAUGUUAAGAUAAAAAUAAUUGAAUACAUCUAUGAAAUGGGAAUAUCUGAAUGGUGGGAGCUUGAAUGGACAGGUAUAUCGAAAAAAUUUGAUGGCAUGACUUCGACAUUUCUGUCGACAAUAUUUAACAGUAUGGUUCAUGACAAAAUUUUUGAAGGAAUGGAAUUGUGUGAAAUUGUGGAAUAUUUGUAUCACGUCAAAAAAUCACAAUUACAACAAGCUACUAUGGACAGAUGUCUACCUAGAAUUGUUUUUACAGAAAACACUGUCAAACUGCUAGACACAGAAUUGGAUGAUGAACUCGAAUUGAAGAAAUUACUUAUCGAAAGUUCUGUUGAAGACUCGCAGGUCUUUGAGAAUACUGAAACAAGCGUAUCUGACAAAUCAAGCGAGAGCAAUGAUUUAAACUCUGAAUGACGAUCCUUCCUGAUGAGAUGUAUGCAGAACAAGGAUAAAUUGGGACUUCGUUUAAUAGAUAGAAAACUGUUUUCUUGUAUUCAACAUUCAGCUGUAUAUUCAGUUUCAACGCAAGAACUUUUUUCUGAAAAUAAACACUUUCUUUCACACGA